Molecule: messenger RNA, 3726 nt
Organism: Monoraphidium neglectum
Lineage: Eukaryota; Viridiplantae; Chlorophyta; Chlorophyceae; Sphaeropleales; Selenastraceae
Exons: 10
Coding region: 1-3726 (1241 amino acids)
Biological process (GO): chromosome organization involved in meiotic cell cycle; telomere maintenance via telomerase; telomere maintenance via recombination
Cellular component (GO): Mre11 complex; condensed nuclear chromosome
Molecular function (GO): zinc ion binding; RNA binding; single-stranded telomeric DNA binding
Source: RefSeq, a predicted model, not a curated record
AUGGUCGCUGAUUCAGAAACCGUGGCGCGCACAUUCCGCAAGUUCGGCCCCAUUGAGUCAGUGCGUGUGUUCGCGGGCCGCACCUAUGCUUUUGUCAACUUCCACCACGAGGCGCACGCGGCGGCGGCAAAAGCUGCGCUGGAGAUGCAGGUGCUGCCCGAGCUGACAUCAGCAGCGCCGCUGUUGACGCUUCAGGUCCUAGUGCCCCCCGGCGUCAGCAACGACAAGCUGCUGGAGGUGCUGCAGCAGGCUGGCCCUGUCAUCGCCCUGGAGCGCGACAAGGGCACCAGCCAGAGAUAUGGGGCGUGGAGCGAGGUCACGUUCACGCGGCCCGCGGCGCUGCAAGCCAUGAAGGCCCUCGACGGCACACCCCUCGCCUCCGGCAGCCUCGUUUUGAUCGACCGCCUCAACCAGCUGCGGCCCCCCGCGCCGCCGCGGGACGCAGCGCCCACUGCCCCGGCCGCCCGCUACAUCGCCGUCCCCCCCGCCCCCGUCCGCGGCGGCGGCCGCGGAGCAGUCCGUGGGGACGCCCCCGCUGCCCCCGGCGGGGGCCGCGGCCGGGGCGACAAGGGCGGCGCCGCCGCCGCCGCCGGCCGGGGCCGCGGCCGCGGCAGCGGCGGUGAGGGCUGCCAGGUUGUCGCCCUCUACAAGCUGCCGCCGGCGCUGGGGGCGCAGCAGUUGGCCGACAUCCUGCGGCCCGUGGGGUGCGUGGACGAGCUGUAUGUGGACCAGGGAUACAUGGACGACAGGGGCGCCCUCAAAUCGGGCAAGGGCCUGGCGGCGUGCAGCACCCCCGAAGACGCCGCCGCCAUCAUCGAGCGCCUUGACGGCUCGACAGUCAACCUAGGCGGCUACAAGUGCAAGAUAAGGGUCGUGUACUCAGACGUGCCCGGCGCCCAGACCCCGGCCGGUGUGUCGCGCCUCAUCGAGCAGCAGGCCGCGCGCGCGGCCCAAGAGAAGGCAGAGCGCAGGGCCGCGAAGCAGCUGCGCCGCCAGCAGGAGGCGCUCGCGCGUGACACAAACACGGCCGACGGCGGCGCGGCGGCGCUGGGCGUGCCGCAGCCGGCGGCCGCGGCGCGGGGCCGGCUUGAGCAGCAGUGGAGCGGCGACGGCAACGGCGGCGGCGGAGGGGGCCGCGGCCGCGGCCGCGGCUGCGGUGCGCCUGGACCUGAGCCACCGAGCGACCCGAGGCGCGUGAAAGAGAUGGCCCGGUCGAUCGGCACAACGCUGCGGCGCGCCCUGGCCGAGCGCGAGCGCGGCCGCGAGCAGGAGCAAGACGCGGCACCUGGGGACGACGCGGGCAGGCGCGAGGCGGAUGAGGUUGCCUGGGAGACGGGCAAUGGGCAGGGCGAAACGGAGGUGCCUGAUGAGCAGGAGGAAGACGCGGCAGCAAAGGGACAGGCCGCCACCAUGGUCGCGCCACGAGUGGUGGACGUGUGCCGGCCCUGGGACAGUGCGGAGCCAACAGCACAGCAGCGGCAGCCACAGCAGACGCAGGAUCAGCAUCCCCAGCAGAAGGGGCACGAGGGCGAGUGGGAGUGGCGAGCCGCGGCCCCGGCGGCCGAGCGAGCCCCGCCGCAGCCGGACCGGGGUGCUGGCGCUGUUGGCGAUUGCGAGUGGAGGGCCCAUCUGCUGUUGCAGCCGCAAAGACAGCAGAAACCGCCGCAGCCGCACUUGCAGCCCUACGACCAGCUGUACCACCACCACCACCACCAGCAGCAUCACGCGCAGUGGUCCCUCCAGGCGCAGCCUGUGUCGCCGGCCAGCAGUGCCGGCAGCAGCACGUGCAGCACUGCUUCACCAGAGGAGGCGCGGCCACUCCCGGCGGCUGAGGAGUGCACCAACGGCAGCGGCGGCAACAGCGGAGCCCCGCCCAAAGGCGUGGCUCCGCCCCGGAGCCCCACGGACGAGCGCGCCGGCGGAGGCAUCGCCGGCAGCAGCGACGAGCCGGGCGCGCCGCCCGGGUUCGCGCGGCGCAUGGGCUGCGGGUGGGCCGCCAGGGACGCCCUACCGCCUGCGGCGAGGCCCGCCGUGGACGACCUUGAGGUCAAUGAUGCUGGGGCCGAGGCUGUAGCGCAACGGGAUGAGGACGCAACAGCAGGGGCGGAGGCGGAGGCGCAGGAGGAUGUGGCAGGCGAUCGGGGGACCGACCAAGAGGCGGGUUCAGGUGCUGUGGCGCCGCCGCCGCCGGCGCAGGCGGAGGCGGGCAGGGACGCCAUGCCGGGCGCAAGCAGCGGCGAGGUCGCGGCUGUGCUGCGGGGCGCGCUGCUCGCCGCCAGAUCGGACGCGGCGGCCGGGCGGCUGCUGGCCGCGCGGCUGGGCAGCAACUCCCUGCUGCUCGGCUUCGAGGACGCCUCUGCGGCGGCGGAGGGCGGCGCGGGCGGCGCCCCUGCCACCAACAACAACGUCCACGUGACGGGCACGGGCGCCAUCCGGCCGCGCGGGUGGCGGGGCGCCAUACGCCAGCUGAGGUUCCCCGUGUUCCUGCCAGUCUGCGCGACCUGCGGCUUCAGGGGCCAUGUCGCACGCGCCUGCCAGGUUCCGUCGUGCCCAGCGUGUGCCGCCGCCGGGCGCCCCGCAUUCGGCCACGACGCCGCGUCUUGCGGCGGCGCGUGCCGGCGGUGCGGCGUGGCGGCGGAGCACGGCGAGCAGGAGUGCCCUCUCGGGCAGUGCGACGCGUGUGGCAAGGUGGGGCACUACGCAUCAGAGUGCCUCCAAGCGCCCAGGAACCACACGGCUUCAGAGACUGCUGCCGGAUGCGCAGAGGGCGCCGCGCCCGCAGCCGCAACCGCCGCUGAGCAUGGCGCCGGCCCCACGGCAGCCUACGCUGAUUGCAGCACUGGCGCGGCAGGGACCCCGCCGGCAGCAGGCGCGCAGCUGCUCGCCUCAAUUCCCAUCCCAGUGCCCGUGGCGGCGCCGCCAGCUGUGACGACGGCACAGGUGGCGUCUGAUCAGGCGCCGCUGGCGGCGCCGGUGGGCGGGGCUGCUGAUGAGGGUGGCGCGUCGCUGGCACCAGGUUGUGAGCGGCUUCUGCCAACAGAGGGGGCCAGGGCAAGCGGCGCGGUGCGUGAAGCUGCAGAGACCAAGGACGGGACAGUGGCUGGUGAACUUGAGCAGCAGCAGGAGAAGCAGCAACAGCAGAAGCACGCAGACCGGCAGCAAGUUGAGCUGCUGCAGCAGAAGGAAGAGCCGCAGCGCCAGGAGCAGCAGCAGGAGCAACAAGUCGAGCUGCGGCGGCAGGAGGAGCAGCAAGCUGAGCUGCAGCAGCAAGCCGAGCUGCAGCAGCAGGAGCAGCAAGCUGAGCUGCAGCAGCAAGCCGAGCUGCAGCAGCAGGAGCAGCAUGCUGAGCUGCAGCAGCAAGGCGAGCUGCAGGAGGAGGAGCAGCAGACUGAGCUGCAGCAGCAAGCUGAGCUGCAGCAGCAGGAGAAGCUGCAGCAGCAAGCCGAGCUGCAGCAGCCCAUGGAGCUGCAGCAGCUGCACGAGCAGAGUAACCAGGACCAGCAGCACCAGGAGCACCAGCAUCAGCAGGAGGAUGAGGAGGAAGGAGAGGGCAAGCAGCGCGUGGCGUGCAUCAGAGCAGUGAGCCCGGGAGCGCAUUCAGGUGCCACUCAGAGCACGACGCAUGGCCAAGGGCUGUCGCAGCACCAGGAGGACGCGGCCAGGGGCAGCGAUGGGCCGGCGGCAGCUGAGGUGGAAGCGGCCGCCACGCCGGCUUCGGCCAGCUGA